AUGAGGUUAGAGGAGGAGCAGAUGAGGUUAGAGGAGGAGCAGAUGAGGUUAGAGGAGGAGCAGAGGAGGUUAGAGGAGGAGCAGAGGUGGUUAGAGGAGGAGCAGAGGAGGUUAGAGGAGGAGCAGAGGUGGUUAGAGGAGGAGCAGAGGUGGUUAGAGGAGGAGCAGAGGUGGUUAGAGGAGGAGCAGAGGAGGUUAGAGGAGGAGCAGAGGAGGUUAGAGGAGGAGCAGAGGAGGUUAGAGGAGGAGCAGAGGUGGUUAGAGGAGGAGCAGAGGUGGUUAGAGGAGGAGCAGAGGUUAGAGGAGCAGCAGAUGAGGUUAGAGGAGGAGCAGAUGAGGUUAGAGGAGGAGCAGAGGAGGUUAGAGGAGGAGCGGAGGAGGUUAGAGGAGGAGCAGAGGAGGUUAGAGGAGGAGCAGAGGAGGUUAGAGGAGGAGCAGAGGAGGUUAGAGGAGGAGCAGAGGAGGUUAGAGGAAGAGCAGAGCAGGUUAGAGGAGGAGCAGAGGAGGUUAGAGGAGGUUAGAGGAGGAGCAGAGGAGGUUAGAGGAGGAGCAGAGGAGGUUAGAGGAGGAGCAGAGGAGAGAGGGAGGAGGUUAGAGGAGGAGCAGAGGGCCUCACCUCCAUGGUCCUCCUCUGGUCGCAGGAUUCCCUCCUGGUACACGGCUGGUGGAGGGGGGGGCACUCUGGGCUCAGGGUAUAGCUGA
Molecule: messenger RNA, 702 nt
Organism: Knipowitschia caucasica
Lineage: Eukaryota; Metazoa; Chordata; Actinopteri; Gobiiformes; Gobiidae
Source: the annotation of a GenBank genome assembly